CAGAAACCGGAAGAGGGAGCGGAGGAGGAAUUGUGGCGAACAAGACAAGCCGAGAACAUGGCGUUAGGAGAUGCGUGGAAACAGAUAUCCUGGUUUUACUACCAGUAUCUUCUCGUCACGGCGCUGUACAUGCUGGAGCCUUGGGAGCGAACCAUCUUCAAUUCUCUCCUGGUCUCUGUAGCAGCCAUGGCCGUAUACACAGGCUUUGUUUUUAUGCCGCAGCACAUCAUGGCCAUUUUACACUACUUUGAGGUGAUCCAGUGACCAACACGCCAACCCUUCAGGCUGCCACAUGGUUUACUCUGGUGGUUUAAAACGGGAGUUCCCCUGUAAGGAUGUUUUCCUCUUUGCAUUUGACUGCUGGAAUCACAAAGCAUUUGGUGAAGUGAAACUGGGAAAAUCUGAUGACGGCAGGUGGAGGAAUCAUGUAAACCAGACCAUUGUCAUGUCUGUGGCUAUGUGCAAAGUGCACAGCUUUUAAGACUCUGAGCACAUACUGCCGUGUUGGUAUAUGGUACCCUGUACGUCAGAAAACAUUGUAUAUUUAAACGUUUUUAUACUUACAUUUUUUUUUUCUUUUUGCUUUGAUGAGAGUGGUUUAUUGAGAAGGCUAAAUAUUUUGUGAUAAAUGUGUAUAUUCCAGUGUAUACAUAUUUGUAACUGUUUUAUAAAGAUUUAUUUUGACUGGGGAUUUAAAUAGUUUUGUUCGCCACAGUGGAGCAUUGUAUACAUUGUAUGCAUUGUAUAGAAUUUGAAAUAUUUCUCUUGACUUCCUGUGUAAGCUGAUGCAGAGUCCUGCCUGUACAGUAAAUUAAUUCAGGCUGCUAUUUUAAAACUUAAACCGGUUGCUAACUCUAUGGCUCUUUCUCCAUAUAAAUUAUUAAAGAUAUAAUUUAGUAAAAAUCUCA
Molecule: messenger RNA, 908 nt
Organism: Silurus meridionalis
Lineage: Eukaryota; Metazoa; Chordata; Actinopteri; Siluriformes; Siluridae
Gene: sptssa
Product: serine palmitoyltransferase, small subunit A
Exons: 2
Coding region: 58-264 (68 amino acids)
Biological process (GO): ceramide biosynthetic process
Cellular component (GO): serine palmitoyltransferase complex
Molecular function (GO): serine C-palmitoyltransferase activity
Source: RefSeq, a predicted model, not a curated record